Carassius gibelio (silver crucian carp) is the source of this 2243-nucleotide messenger RNA. It is a transcript of the gene prf1.9, whose product is annotated as perforin 1.9. Gene Ontology annotation, molecular function: calcium ion binding; pore-forming activity. Lineage: Eukaryota; Metazoa; Chordata; Actinopteri; Cypriniformes; Cyprinidae. Gene Ontology annotation, cellular component: membrane attack complex. Gene Ontology annotation, biological process: immune response; leukocyte mediated cytotoxicity. The transcript is spliced from 5 exons. The record is from RefSeq and is a predicted model, not a curated record. The coding region runs from base 235 to 1998 and encodes 587 amino acids.
CACAUCCCAUGAUGUCAAGCAACACCUUUUCAUACAUUCUAUCCAUUUUACUCGUUUUUUUUCACACAUGAUGAGUCAGUGACCAUCUAAGUGUGAAUGUUCUUGUACCUGUCCAUUGCAGUUGGGACACAUGAAGUACAUAAAUAUGAGCACAGAACAAGUAGAUCUCAGUCUGUGUUGGGCGCUCUCAAAUAACGAUUAAAAAGACCUUGCAGGAUAACACCCAAACUCGCAAUGAUUCCUCUAGUUAUCCUGUGGUCUGGGAUUCUUCUGUACUUUCCUCUUCCAGCCAGCCCGUCAUGUUUUCUGGGUAAAGAAGCAGAGUGCCAAGAUGCGGAUUUCGUGCCAGGAUCUGACUUGGCUGGAGAGGGUUUCGACAUAACUAAGAUGCAGCACUUGGGGACUUUUGUCAUCGACAUGAGUAAAUGGGAGCUCACGAACAACACGUGUAACCUGUGCAAAAACCCAUUCAUGCAGAAAAAAAAGCAGAAGCUCCCAGUGUCUGUGAUUUACUGGAGGGCCACCCAAAAAUGCAAAAGGUCAUUAUCCAGCUCCGUUUAUGAGUCCAGCGAGUCCCUGGUCAGUUCCAGCACCUCCUCCAUAGAGAACAACUGGAAAGUCGGCCUGGGAAUAGGCAACAUUGUUAGUAAGAUAUCGCUGAUGAUGGCUGGAACGAACUCCAAACUCGCCGAGUAUUCAAUGGCAAAGACCAAAAAGGACACGUUCAGCUUCAUCAAGCAGUCUACAUCCUGCGAAUACUACAGAUAUAGCAUUAGCAGCCGCGCUUCUCUUCAUCACGAGCUAAGCAAUGAAUUCACAAGUCUUCCAGAGACGUAUGACAACCAAACAAAAGAAAGCUACUUGUCACUUGUCGAAAAGUUUGGCACACAUUACAUUGUCCAGGUGAAACUCGGUGGAGCAGUUCAGUCUGUGACCAGUGUCAGGAACUGCAUUGCUACUCUACAGGACCUCAGUAUUGAUGAGGUCAAAACAUGUCUGGACGUCGAGGUAUCUGCAAGUGUGGGGAGGAUCAGUGCUGACACAGCUGCCCGUCACUGUAAACAGAGCAAAGACAAAAAACUGAGCAAACACAGUUUUGCUAACAAUUUUUCUGACAGGUUAACUGAAAUCACGGGUGGCCACGCUCAAGACACAGCGCUUCUCUUCUCAGACAAAAAUGAUCCUGGUGCUUUCAAUCAGUGGCUCGCCACAGUGCCAGAAAAACCAGACGUGAUUUCCUUUAAACUGAAGCCCCUCCAUAUGUUGCUGCCAGUCAAGAAUCCAAAAUAUAAGCAGUUACGCCGAGCCAUUCGUGACUACAUACUGCAGAGGGCCCUUAUGAAGAACUGCUCUACUCCUUGCAAGGCCGGUAUCCCAACUAACCCCAAAGAGCCCUGUAAGUGCAGCUGUCAUAACAUCGCUGGAGUAAAAGCAAACUGCUGCCCUGCACAGCGUGGACUGGCUCAGAUUAGUGUAACCGUGAUGAAGGCGACGGGUCUAUGGGGAGAUUACUUCUCACAGACCGAUGGGUAUGUCAAGGUCCUGAGAAAUCAGAAGGUCUUUCUAGGGGAAACACCAGUGAUUUGGAACCAAAACUCACCAACCUGGAACUGGAAGUUUGGUCUUGACAGUUUCGUUCUCUCUCAGUUUGGGGGGCUGAGACUAGAAGUGUGGGAUAGGGACAACAAGUGGGACGAUGACCUCCUGGGGGCGUGCAACAUACAACUAAAAGCCGGAGUCAAAAGCAACUUCUGUCGACUUAACCAUGGUUUGCUGUACUACAAAACUUCUGUAACCUGUGCUCCUAGUUUAGCUGGCUCCUCAUGCACAGAGUACGCGAGCUCUCCGAUGGCCUCCCAUCUAGAGAAGGUGUACGUGUCACGACACGCCCAUCCCAUCCCCAAAGAUGAGCUGCUGAAAAUGGGAGUGCUUUUGGAUGAGCGCCGCUUGCGGUUUAGUCAAACCAGUGAUCCUAAAAGCAAAACCCAGACUUUGUGAAAGCUUAUUACCAAAGCACAAUAAAAUAAGUAUUUGUGUUUUGCAUCUAAGCAUUAACGUGACAGAUAACUAUUCUUUUAACAUCUUAUUACUGGUGCUUAAUGAGCUUUUUAUUUUUAUUUUCUUAUUGCUAUUCAGAUCUUUGAUACGACCUGCGUGUGUUUGCUAUAUUUCCUCAGUAUGCGUUAUGCUUCGCACUUUCUUGCAUGCAAAUUUUUGUGGUUAAUAAAACAAUCAUGAAACAA